This is a messenger RNA of Monoraphidium neglectum, 860 nucleotides long. RefSeq lists its product as hypothetical. The transcript has a single exon. NCBI's taxonomy places the organism in Eukaryota, Viridiplantae, Chlorophyta, Chlorophyceae, Sphaeropleales, Selenastraceae. The annotation marks the transcript as partial. The record is from RefSeq and is a predicted model, not a curated record.
AUGAAGUCUUCUUCUGCAUACAGGCACGCAGAGAAGCACCACCGGGGUGGCGCUGUUGCUUCCGGGCUGCCUGCAUCGCCCGACCCGGCAAUCGGCGUCCCUGCUGCAGCUGCGCUGCGGCCGCCGGCCUCCCAGCGUGGCCCUUCAGCACCAGCCGCCGACAGCAGCGCAGGCGACACGAGCGGCAGCGAAGCGGAUGAAGAGGACAAUGGUGACGGUUUGGACGGCGGCGAGGCCGGCGGCGGCUGGUAUGAUGACGGUCCUCCUCUGCCAGCGGCGUCGCCGCCGCCGCGCCCCAUGUCAGUGUCGCCGUGCGGCGACGCACCGCCAGGCCGGCGCUCGCGGCAGCGCGUCCCAUCCCUGCCACCGGUGUGCCCCGCAUGUGGAUCGGCUGUAUGCAUGUGCUGCGGCGGGGGUUCAGAUGAGAGUGAGUCGGCGGCGCUCGACAGCGCCGUCUUUGUCGGAGAUUUGACGAGCAGCGACAGCACCGCAUCGCGGGGCAGCAGCAGUAGCAGCGACGAAGGACUGGAAGAAGAAGAAGAGGCGCUGCGCACGCCGCGACCUGGCGGCGCCGGCGGCGGAACGCCCUGGCGCGCCUCGCUCAACUCGCCUGACAGCACUCCCCUGCGGCGCGCCGGCCGGCAGUCAGUCACGCCGCAGCGGCACCGCGGGCUGCGCGCCCCCUCGCCCGGCAGCAGCCCCUUUGUCUCGCGGCGGCGCAGCGACAGUCACAGUGACAGUGACAGUGCCAGCGACAUCGACUCGGGCGAUGACGGCAGGGGCGCAGGCGGCGAGGGCGGCCGUGGGGGCUAUGCGGCGGCCGCCGGGGGCCUGCCGCCGCGGGGCGCCGGCAAGGUGGC